AUGGCCACUCUAUACCCGCAUGCUGGACAGCCGUUACCGCAGUGGCCAUUAAAAAUCACCAUCAACACUCUUCUCUCGAUAUACAAUGUUGUCUUCAAGACCUUGCUUGCGUUUGUGGUUGCGUCGUGUAUUGGUCAGCUGCAGUGGACGUGGUUUUCCUCGCGCCGAUCUCUGCACGAUGUCGUCCUUUACAACCAGGCGGCCCAAGGCGCAUGGGGCUCGGCGCGCUUGCUUUUGAGCCAUCACAUUGAGAAUCCACUGGCCGCGUUGGGAUGCAUCAUACUAAUCCUGUCCGUUGCCCUCGAUCCCUUUACGCAGCAGCUUGCCCGGCCCAAGGACUGCGAAGUCAUUGAGCCAAGCCAGGCUAGACUGCCUCGCGCCAAUGUCUUUUCCGAUACUAGCGAGGAUGACACUUUUGGCCAGGAUAUCGACGACACGAUGAAGCGAGGUAUUCUGGGGUCCAACAAUGGUCUGUGGGUCAAUUGCCCGACCGGGAACUGCACCUUUUCCGAGACCUUUGGGACAGUGGGCUAUUGCAGUUACUGCGAGGACUCUUCGGAUCAGCUCACCUUCAAUACCUCGUGCUCGGCCACAGAUGGACUUGUCAGCAAUGAAACAGCUAGCGAAAUCAUUCCAGCGACUCCCGAUGAUUGCCCGACCAAUACGACAUUCAACCUGAUAUCCAGUCUCCCAGAGGAAUGGUAUCUCGAGUCAUAUUAUCGUAACCCACCAGGCCCGGUGUCGCUCAACGUGACAUACUCGCUGGGUGCAGAUUGGUUCUAUGGGCGUAACGGAGUCGAGGUCGCGGCAAUGGAUAUCAUGUAUAAUGACACGGAAAACACGCAUCCCGAACAAAUGAUGGUGCAAGUAAUUGCUGGCAAGACGACAUCCUCGGACGAACACCGCGACUUGGCUACUGGAAAGAAGAAGACCGACUGUAGCAGUAUUAAUCCCCCCGACAACUGGCGAUGUGGGCAGACUGGGGCCGCGACUUGCUCCUUGUCGCCAUGUGUGCGCUUGUACAAUGCGACCGUCAGCAAUGGCCAAUUGACGGAGCGCCUCGUGGAUCAAUCGGGUAGUGUGUUCUGGGGAUCAACAGAUGGCAACUCUGGGCUCGCUAUAUUGGAUACAGAAUGUGUCACGAAUCAAGAGAAAACCGAUUUGCAAAACCAGGGAGUCGUUUUCAACUCGACGGGACGAUGGCUUCCCUUGAAUGCCAGGCCCGAGUGGACUUCAUUGUCAGACAGUUUCACUACGGCCAUGAACUUGACCGAGAGAUUAUUCCACCGCCAGUGUCUGUAUUACAUGGGGACGGGAUUUGUCAAGAGUAUGGCGCCUUUUGUGAUUGGUUCCUACUUUACUGGAACCCUGGCCGGCGUCGGCGGCAAAGGCGGCGGCAUCGACUCCUUUGCCAUCUCGCAGUUCAAGGGAGACUACAUCAUUGACGGUCUGUACAAUUCGGGACGGGUCGACAUGGCAAGUAUCGAAGGUGCCAUGGCCAACAUAUCGGAAUCACUAACGCAAUACCUGCGCACGCACGGCGACGGUAACUACUCGGCGGAUGCCCUCGGCCAGGUCAGGCACUACGCCACGUGCAUCGAAGUACAGUGGGAAUGGCUCGCUCUGCCUGGUCUCUUGGCGCUUCUUACCCUGGUGCUCCUCUUGUUUGUCAUCAUUACCGCAGACGUCAGCAGGCAGCCCAUCUGGAAGGGGUCACCUCUAGUGUGGAUUCUACGGGGAUAUAAUGAGGAGAGGGUGGAUGGAGGGCGAUGGAAUAAUGAAACGGUCAACACACUUGUAGAAAUGGAGGAUAGAUCAAAAAAGACGAUAGUAUCCAUCACAUAG
Molecule: messenger RNA, 1845 nt
Organism: Pestalotiopsis fici W106-1
Lineage: Eukaryota; Fungi; Ascomycota; Sordariomycetes; Amphisphaeriales; Sporocadaceae
Exons: 1
Coding region: 1-1845 (614 amino acids)
Source: RefSeq, a predicted model, not a curated record